Messenger RNA from Plasmodium vinckei vinckei, 1428 nucleotides. RefSeq names its product RuvB-like helicase 2, putative. Gene Ontology annotation, molecular function: ATP hydrolysis activity; ATP binding; DNA helicase activity. Gene Ontology annotation, biological process: chromatin remodeling; regulation of transcription by RNA polymerase II; box C/D snoRNP assembly. Lineage: Eukaryota; Apicomplexa; Aconoidasida; Haemosporida; Plasmodiidae. Gene Ontology annotation, cellular component: R2TP complex; Swr1 complex; NuA4 histone acetyltransferase complex. The transcript has a single exon. The record is from RefSeq and is a predicted model, not a curated record. The coding region runs from base 1 to 1428 and encodes 475 amino acids.
AUGCAGAUAAAUUUGUCUAACAUAAACAUUUCAAGCGAUGGAAAAAAAGAGAGAGUAAAUAUCCAUAGCCAUAUAAAAGGACUCGGAGUAAAUACAAAUAUUUAUAUGCAUGAAGAGGAAGUAAAUUUAAGUGAUGAAAAAUAUUCCAUGUUUUUUGAUAAUACAUGUGGUUUGGUUGGUCAAUUUAAAGCUAGAGAAGCAGCAUUAUUUCUUGUCGACCUAAUAAAAAAUAAAAAGCUAGCUGGUAAAUGUAUAUUAUUAGCGGGUCCAAGUGGAAGCGGUAAAAGUGCAUUAGCAAUAGGUAUAAGUAGAGAAAUAAAUAAAAAAAUGCCAUUUGUUUUUUUAUCGGGUUCUGAAGUUUAUAGUAAUGAAAUAAAAAAAACAGAAGUUAUUUUAGAAGCAUUUAGAAAAAGUAUACAUAUAAAAAUCAAAGAAGAAAAAUUAGUAUAUGAAGGAGAAGUUGUUGAUAUGAUUGUUGAAGAAAAUGAAUGUUUAUAUUCUCAAAAUAAAGCAAAACAAAUUAAUGCUAUUAUAAUAACAUUAAAAACUGUUAAGGGUACCAAAUCAUUGAGAUUAGCACCUAAAAUACAUGAACAAAUUGUUAGAGAAAAAAUAAAAAUCGGUGAUGUUAUAUAUAUUGAAGUAAAUACAGGACAUGUAAAAAGAUUAGGUAGAUGUAAUACAUACUCUAAAGAAUAUGAUAUCGAAUUUGAUGAAUAUGUUUCAUUACCUAAAGGUGAUGUUCAUAAAAAAAAAGAAGUAGUUCAACAAAUUUCUUUACAUGAUAUAGAUUUGGCUAAUGCUAAUCCAACAGUUGGUGAAGAUUUAGCAUCUGUAUUAAAUUCAUAUUUACGACCUAAAAAAACUGAAAUAACUGAAAAAUUAAGAGUCGAAAUAAACAAAACAGUAAAUAAAUUUCUUGAAAUGGGAAUGGCAGAAAUUAUUCCAGGAGUCUUAUACAUAGAUGAAGCUCAUAUGCUAGAUAUUGAAUGUUUCUCUUAUUUAAAUAGAGCUAUCGAGUCUCCAUUAGCUCCUAUAGUUAUUAUGGCAACAAAUAGAGGUAUAUGUACUGUAAAAGGGACAGAUAAUAUUGAACCUCAUGGUAUACCAGUAGAUUUAUUAGAUAGACUAAUUAUUAUAAAAACAUUUCCAUAUACAUUAAAAGAAAUAGUGCAAAUAUUAGCAUUACGAGCACAUACAGAAAAAAUUAAUAUUAGUGAAGAUGGGAUGAAUUAUUUAGCAAAGAUUGGUAUUCAAUCAUCUUUACGAUUUGCUAUGCUAUUGCUAGAACCAUCUAGAAUUAUAGCUAGUUUAGAAGGACAAUCCAUUAUUGAUAUUAAACAUAUUGAACAGGCAGAUGAAUUAUUUAUGGAUGCUAAAACAUCAGCUCAUAGAGUAGCUGACCAAUCAAACAAAUUUGUUAAUUAA